Messenger RNA from Bursaphelenchus xylophilus (pine wood nematode), 2327 nucleotides. NCBI's taxonomy places the organism in Eukaryota, Metazoa, Nematoda, Chromadorea, Rhabditida, Aphelenchoididae. The record is from the annotation of a GenBank genome assembly.
AUGGAUUUUCAAGAGAUCUUGGCUCAAGCAUCUCACAACGCUCAAAAAUCCACCAAAGUAAUUAGUCAAAGUGAAAAGGAUCGACAAGAACGUCUCAAACGAGACAGGGAGUUAUACGCCAAACGUCUAGAGCAAGAGCGCAACCAAAAGAAGCUCAAAGCUCCUCCGCCACCACCAAAACCACAGCCAAAACAGGUAGAUUCGCUAGAUUUGUAUUUACUCUUCUUUAGUUUGUGAUACCCAAAAAGAAACCGAGCGAUAAUGGUGUUACCUCUGAUGGAAUCAGUGCGUAUUUGGAGAAGCAGCGAGCUGACAACUUGGAGAAGAUCAAACAGCAAAAGAAGGAGAGGGAUGAGCUGAUCAAGAAGCGGUUGGAAGUCAAUGGAGGAAGGGUAGGUUAGCUACUAAUAAAUUGAAUUUAUUGGUGUUUUUGAUUUAUUCUUCUGUCUUUAGGCUAACAAGAAGAUUGCAUCUCAGUUUGGGAAGAGCACCAUCGAACUUCAAACCAAAUAUGCCCAUAAUUCGCAUCGAGAAUUGGAGUUGUUUCGAAGAGAGCAAAAGGAACAAGAAGCCAUUGAAAAACAGGCCAGUAAAUUGAAAGAGGGCAUUGACAAGGCGAUGGAACAUCGUCAGAAGCUUCAAGCAAAGGCUGGUGGAUCUACGAAAGUGACGGGAGCUCGAGUUGGAAAUGUCAAAGCCGAUGGUUUCGCGAGUUUAUCUUCCAAGCAUGAGUAAGAAAAAUUUUUAGUUUUUCUUUUGAUUUUUAGGUGCUUUGUAUUCUUGAUACCUUGGAUUUAGGUCAGUGACGACGAAGCGAAAGUCCGAGGAGUUCAAGACCAUGGGAUCGAGCCAGCCGAAACGAAAACAGCCAUCUUUUCCUUCAGGCGGAGGAUCUUUGGACUUCCAGAAGCUGAUGGAGCAAGCUCAGCAAAACAAGGAUAUUGAAAAGGCUGCAGCAAGAGCCAAGGCGAUCCGAGAGAAACGCUAUGAUCUUCUGGAACAACUUGACGGGAAGUCUUCGAAUCCAGGACCUUCUUCAUUGAAAUCUUCAUCAUCAAGAGAUUCGAUCCCCUCCAAAGUGCCUAGAAUGGAGCCAAAGCCUUCGAACGGGUCGUUAUCUUCCAAGGAAAUGUUUAAGAAGCCCACGGUAUCAGCGAAAGCCUCGUUGGCAGCAGCCAAAGCCUCUUCGUUAAAGUCUACGCCAAGCACAUCUAAAUCAAUGUCCAAUUCGACUUCAAAGCUCGCAAAUCAGACAAAGUUGUCGACGGCGGCGAUGUACGCUGCAGAGAAGAAGGAGCCAAGGAUAUUACCGGGUGAUAUUCGAUAUAAAGGACCGAGUAAAAGCGAAAAGAAAGAGGAUGAAAGGCCGAAAAUUGAUCCGUAUAAAGCUGCUUUAUCGAAGUAUGGAGGGAAUGGAAUUGUCAAGAAUGAUAAGUAUGAUCGGCUUCCGGCCAAAAGCAAGAUCAAUGAGAGGGAUAUUGAGGAGAGGAGGAGAGCUGCGGCAAUGCUGGAGAGAGAUAAUAAACGGUGAGAUUUUGAAUUUUUUUUAUGUUUUUUAUAUUAGUUUAUGGUUAGUAUACUUGUUUUUUGAAUUGUAUUUGAUAGAAUUUGCCUUGAUUUUGAUAACAACUGCUUUUUAUCUGACGAAUUUUGAGAUUUCACAGCGUUUUUGAUUUUUUUUAUAUUACACUAGUCCAUUUGAUGGAUAAUAUCGAUUUUCUCUCAAUUACUGUUGAAUUUCAGGUCUGAGCGAGAUAGGUAUGAAAAAAGAGAGAAGGAACGGUAUGAUAGAGACCGGUACGACCGCGGCGCCGACCGUUAUCGAAGCCGAUAUGAUGAUAAACCACUGAGAAGAGAUUACAGUGAGGAUGAAAUGGACUAUGAAGAAGAGGAAUACGACUCGGAUCUGGAUGGAUUUAUUGACGAUUCGGAGUUGGAUGACCUGGAACGAGCCGAUUUUGAGGAGUCCUUGAGGUGGGAUCUUGAUUUAGAUUUUGGGUAUCAAGGUUAAUAUUCAAAUUAAAAAAAAUGUGAAAACGGCUUUGGGUUUUGGAUUUUUGAAGCCUUGAAGGUGAUUUUGAGGUCAAAAUGAAUUGUAGAUGGGAAAUCUGGAGAGUUUUGAAGACGAUUUUGGUUAUAAACUUGUUAUUUUCAGACUGAUCAACCCCCGGUACAACAAGAAACUGUGGAAAGCCCGCGAAAGAAUGAUCGACGAACGCCGCAUGCAAGCCAAUUUCCGCGAUCUCGAAGCCGAGGAACGCCGCAGCAGCAAACUCGCGAUGAUGGAGGAUAUAAUCGAAGCCGAACGAGGCAGCCGAGGCCUGUGA